Armigeres subalbatus is the source of this 4704-nucleotide messenger RNA. It is a transcript of the gene cv-d, whose product is annotated as vitellogenin-3. The transcript has 10 exons. Bases 260 to 4501 code for a protein of 1413 amino acids. NCBI's taxonomy places the organism in Eukaryota, Metazoa, Arthropoda, Insecta, Diptera, Culicidae. Gene Ontology annotation, molecular function: lipid carrier activity. The record is from RefSeq and is a predicted model, not a curated record. Gene Ontology annotation, biological process: lipid transport.
UCAGUCAUCGUCUUGUUCUCGUCGUGAUCGGUCUCUUCUAGAUGGAAGAAGGAAGAAGGGAAGUGAAGUGAAAACAGUAACAUAAUACUGAAGUAGUGAAUAAUACUUCUUUAAGGACACUUGUGGUUGGUGAAAAUCAGUAGAAAAUUCGCACAUCUGUACAGGAAUUUCUUGACCAGCAAAAGUGAAACAAAGUGUAUAGUGAUUCUAGACGGAAGAAAGGCUUAGUGAGGCCCAUCAGGGCUAUUAUCAACCUACCAUGGGGGCUCCUCUUUGGAUAGUGUUUGUGGCAUUUACGACCUGCAUCAUCAAGUGUGGCGAUGGAUUCGAUAUAUUCCCGCCGAAGAGCGAAAUCAUCUACCGGCUGGAGGCAGACGUCACACUGGUUCCCGACUUGCAUUCGCAGUCCAACUACAUUUGGACCAUGGUUGGGCGACUACACGUACAGCGAUAUGAUCCGAACAAUUUGGCUAUAAAGAUUUCGUUAGACGAUCAUCAGUUUCCUGACCAGAGUAAUGUUACGGCUCUUCUGGAGCCGUUUCGUGUAGCUUUGGCUAACGACAGUACGGUCCUGAGCGUCUUAUUCAAAGAAAAUGAACCCAUCUGGUCAGGCAAUAUCAAACGGGCGCUGGCUUCGCUUCUUCAAGCCUAUGGUGACAAUCCGGGAGCGUACGUGGUAGACGAGCAGGGUAUUUUCGGGAGUUGUCCAACCGAAUACUUCGUGGUAAAUAAGUCCAACGUGUUUGAAAUUUCCAAAACCUACGAUAUGGGUAGCUGUAAUAUAUACCCGGGAGCUAUCUAUCUGACAAGAAGCAACAUCCCACUGAACAUUUGCACAGUGAACAAGCAGAAGCAGGCUAUCACUUCUCGAAUUGCGAACUACAAACUGAAGAAGGUUGAACCGUAUCGUUAUAUGUUGUUGGAAAUGGAUGGAACCAUGCGCACCAAUGUACGUACAUUUGAGUCUUACUAUCCGCAGUUUUUGUACUCGAAAGUUCAACUGCAAUAUGAAGAGCACAAAAUCUUAGACGGGCCUGAUCAGAUCUUCAAUGUCGUCCAAGGCAUGUCACUACUAUUCAGUCCAAUAUUAUUUGUCAGUCCGGAUGCGGAAGCUACCGGAGGAAGAAGUCCCAAAUCAAUGGAUAGCUUGGUCAAAAAGACGGGUAAUUUGCUGAAUACCCUGGCGGAUAAUUUGGAAUCAAUUGAUUCAAAACUGAAAGAGCCAUAUGAUGAAACGGUUUCAGAAAUCAUUCGGUUGAUGGGAACAAUGGACUUGGAAACCUUAAAACUGCUCUUCGACGAAAUUGACCUGGGAACGUCGUAUCGGCAGGAGACUGCUAGAAACAUUCUGCUGGAAAUAAUUCCACGAACAGGAACGUCACCGACCAUAUUGUUGACUCGCGACUUGAUCAUCAACCGGCAGGUCAACCCAGCAACAGCAGUGCAGCUAUUGAUUUCGUUGCCUUUCUACAUGUCCGAGCCGUCCUUCGAAGUGGUCAAAGAAUGUGAGGUUUUUCUCAGCUUCGGAACCGACCGACCUGACAUCAAGCAUGCAGCAGUUCUGAGCUAUGCAACUAUGAUCUACAACACAUUCAUUGCUGGCAAAAUGACUGCGGACAGUUUUGAGAAGUACGUCAAGAUUUACUUCGAUAUGUUCUUGAAUAGUUUCGAAUACGAACAGCAAAUGUUAUACCUAGAAGCUUUGGGUAAUCUACAGCUAGAGAAUGUUGCUGAAUAUUUGGAUCCAAUAAUUAAGGCUGACUACCCGCAGAACACCGACAUUCGGUUCUUGGCCAUGUGGGCUACAAUGCCAACUGCUCACCUUAGGCCAAACCAAGUUUACGAAACUUAUUGGCCCAUUUUUCAUUCCAAAACUAGCCCUAUACAACUUAGAGUUGCUGCAUUUACGAUGCUACUGAUAUCCAAUCCAACACCCGGUCGACUGCUGGGACUGUACAGUGUGAUCAAAACCGAAAAUGAUCCACAUAUGAUCAACUUCUAUCGGACGACAGUACUCAGUAUAUCGGAAACCACCUAUCCGUGCUAUCAGCAUUUGAAACAGCUACUUGCCUACAUGACUCGACAGCUUCCCAAUGCACCACCGUCAAAAUAUUGGGUCACAGGGAACUAUCUAUUCGAUUAUAGGGACCGGAAGUUCCACAUCGGAUCGAUGCUGCAAGCACUGUUGAUCGGAAGUCACCAGACUGAUCUACCUAUGAUGGCGUACAUAAAAUUCGAUACCGAAGCUUUAGGACGAUUCACAGGACAAUUAGGACUCUACAUCAAAGCACGUGGUCUAACGGAUGCUGUCAUGCAGCGAUUGACUAAGCUUAACUCCAGCUAUUUGAAAUUGGAUCGGUUAACCAACAUUCUCAAGUCAAUGAAGAUGCCCACUUCGAAUCCAAUUCCGCUUCACUUCGAAUUCAUUGUUCAGUUUGAAGGAAAGGCUGUUCUGUCAUAUCACCUUAACCAAACCACGUUCCACAAUCUAACCGACGGGGACCUUAUCAACCGGAUCAACUUCCUGCUGAGAGACAGCCACAUCAACAUGCAAAUCGUUCGGCGACCCUUCAUGAUCAAGUAUGCUCUCCCCACGCUCAUCGGUACUCCGGCCGACAUCCUGAUCGAAAACACGGUUCUAGCGACAAUCCGAGGCAAUACCACCCAGCAGAUGAUGAUGGAUAAGGUGGCCCGUAGCAAUCAGGUCGAUUUGCGGUACUCAUCGUAUGCCGUUGUCAAAAUUCGAAGCUACAAUCCGAUCGAGGACAUAGAGUAUUCCACCAUUCGUGAGCAAGGGUUCCUGGUUUAUAUUCCGAUCAAUAAUGAAAUUGUGUGGGAUAUUGCCAGCAAGUCCAUUAGCUACGCCUUCUAUCGACCGGAUGGCUUAACGAGUGGAAUAUCCCUGAAAAGCAGAACAAGGAACAUCCCUUCGGACUCUUUGGUGAUGAGGGAUAGACUUGAACCGAAGGAAGAAGAAAUCGCAGGUUUUGGGUAUUCAUUCGAAGAUUUGGGAAUUGAGUUUAUGGCCAGAGCUCACGAAGAUUACACCAAAGACAACGUUAUGUUUAUGUUGGAAACGGAUGUGUUGGAUAACGCCAAAGUUAUUUCAGGUGCGCCGUUUUCUCUGGUCAAUCACGUUCUUCGCAUCAUAAACCUUAUCCAAUUGAAUACAAUUCACAUCGGUCGGGAUAAACAUCUGACUCUACUCGUUUCAAACAAGCAAAAAACCCGCCUUCAGGGAACUUUGAAAUGGGACGAAGAAAACCACUCGAAGCAACCUAACAUACCGGAAAACGAGGUAUUCCGCGUCAAGCUGAUCCUGGCGCAUACCAUUCCCAAGCCCGAAGGCAGUCGCGACGAGGUAAAAGUGUUGCACAAAUGGGAACUUAUAUCGCAGUAUACUGACUACAAGAGCAGCAACGCGGCCAAGUUCUUUUUCUCGCUCACCCGUGAGGAAUGGAACAGCUCCAACUGGAAGUUAUGCUUGAUGGCCGAUUACCAGCCGUUGGUCUUCUUGAAGAGGCCCUUCAGCUUAGUAGGACAUGUGGCUUUCAACGAAACUCGUACCCCGAAACGAUGCCCAGAUCUCCCACGGAUCACGUUCAACAUAUCGUACCAUUUGCCACAUGUUGCCCAGAUUGCUUACAACGUUUUGGAUACCGGAGACUUAAAUUGUCCCAAGGAGAUUCUUCGACUGACCCCGCCACCAUUCUCCGGCAACUGCAGUGCCGACCACUUUGCUCCACUAACGACGGUAUCUGGGUUGGAUGCCCGCUUCAAAUUUGAAAAACUCCCAUCUUGGAUUGUUGAUUUGUUGCAUCGGUUGGACCACCUGGCCUCAGCAGUAGUGCCACGACGCGUCCAAACACUAAAUAUUACCGACCAUUUGGAUGUGAACAUUAAAACCACUCGAUGGAACAGCGACAUGGACAUCACCAUCAAUGGAGGUACCAUCUGGAUCCCAACGCGGUACAGCUACAACGAGAAGAUUCACCAUCCCAGGAAGAGCAGCAUCGAUUAUGGGUUUACGAGUAUGUGCAGUCUAGUCAACAACAAGUUGACCACGUUCCACGACCGGAUCGCCGAGUUGACGCCGGACCUCAAGCAGGACUAUCGACUGAACGACACGUUCCUGCUGGCGGCUGACUGUUCCGAGACGCCAAAGAUCGCCGUCUUCAUACUGGACAACGGCAAAGGCAUCCAGAUUUACACCGGCGGAAACUACGUCGUGUACGAGACCACUGGGCAGCAGGAAUCUGAACCGAUUCUCAAUAUCAACGAUGAGCAAUUGAUCAACCUGAAGAACGUGAUCUACCAGUACCCACCGGAUGAGGAGAUCUACGACUUCCGGGUUUACCUCAACGACGAAGAUAUAUUGGUGGUGGAGAAUGAGCUGAAUGGAGCAGUGGUGCAGUACAACCGAAAGUCGAUAACGAGCAUUCUACUGCCGACUGUUCACAAGGGCCGUAUGUGUGGCCUCUGUAGCAGCCGGGCUCAUUAAUAAUGGAUGUAGUUGAACUAUAUUUAUUCUACCAAAACAAAGCAUGACUUUUAGAUUUAUAUGUCAGUAUGAAGAUAGUUAUUACAAGACGAUGUUUGCUGUUUAGUAUGAAAGACGAUAUACUUCUGCUUGUGGCGUACUUGCCACUUAGUGGUGAACUACUAGUGCUUAAAUGUGAAUUAUAACUACGUGAAUAUUCAACU